Molecule: messenger RNA, 1332 nt
Organism: Microthlaspi erraticum
Lineage: Eukaryota; Viridiplantae; Streptophyta; Magnoliopsida; Brassicales; Brassicaceae
Source: the annotation of a GenBank genome assembly
AUGGAGAACGAUGGAAAUGGCGGAAACGACAAAGACCCUUUACUCCAAUACUUGAUGAGUCCCAGAGUAAACCCACCCCCGCCUCUGUUUCCCUUACCGGAGCACGACGACGUCACGAUUCCGAUGCCAAUGACACCAUCGGAAUUCAAAAACCGACUAAUCUUCGGUCCGUUCCCUCGCUCUCAACGAGACACAUCUCUUCUCAUCGACUCUCUCUCUCAAAACCCUUCGCCGUCAUCCUCCGCCACAACCUCCUUCUCCGAUUCCUCAACCCAAGACCUCCCCUUCCUCACACCUCCGGAACUCAAUUUACCCACCGGAAAACUCAAAUCCGCCCGUCGUGGAUACCACCGGUCCAAAACAGCUCCCGCCAUGGCUGCAAUCAACAAUCUAACUCACCCGCUCGAUGAGAAAACAGAGCGAUCAGAUUCAAAACCGAUCGUAAAGCAAGCCGUUGCUCUGCUUAUCGUGUACCUCACGUUAGGUGUGCUUUUCUUCUACCUGAAUCGACAUAGCUACGUAGCCAAACACACACAUCCCGUUGUUGAUGGUUUAUACUUUUGUAUCGUCACAAUGUGUACAAUCGGUUACGGAGACAUCACUCCGGACAGCACCGUCACGAAGAUGUUUUCGGUUAUGUUUGUGCUCGUUGGGUUCGGUUUCAUUGAUAUAUUGCUUAGCGGGAUGGUUUCUCACGUUCUUGAUCUUCAAGAAAACUAUCUGUUGGAAGCUGCGAGGAACGAUAGCUUUGACGAGCCGGAGAGGAAGAGGUCUUAUAUAAUCGAUGUGAAGAAAGGGAGGAUGAGGAUUAGGUUGAAAGUUGGAUUGGCGUUGGGUGUUGUCUUGUUGUGCGUUGGGUUUGGAGUUUUGAUUAUGCAUUUCAUUGAGGAAAUCGAUUGGUUGGAUUCGUUUUAUUUAUCGGUUAUGUCGGUUACCACGGUCGGGUAUGGAGACCGGGCAGUUAAGACGUUGACCGGUAGGCUUCUUGCUGCGGUGUGGUUGCUCGUGUCUACUUUGGCCGUUGCUCGAGCGUUUCUGUAUUUGGCUGAAGCGAGAGUUGAUAAGAGGAAUAGAGAGAGGGCUAAGAGAGUUCUUGGUGAAAACAUGUCUAUCUCUCAGUUCUUUGCUGCCGAUAUCGACCACAAUGGCUGUGUUAGUAAAGCAGAGUUUGUGGUAUACAAGCUAAAGAAGAUGGAGAAAAUAUUCGAUAAGGACAUUAAUCCGAUUGCUAACCAGUUUGACAAGCUUGAUCGAACCAAUAGUGGAAGGAUUACUCUUUUGGAUCUCUUGGAAACCAGCACCAACGAUUUAACCACUGCAACUUCUGUUUAG